AUAAAACACAAGCUCACAGAUCUUCUGGGCUUGAAGCAUUGACCGCUAAUGCCAAACACAAAACUUUGUUUAUUUAAUUGUUUAAUUAUUCUUUAAAUUAAAUUUAUUUACUGGAGUUGGAAUACAAUAUCCAACUGAGGACAAUACAUAAGAUGGCCAGACCUGAUGAUACCGAGACUGCAUACAAAGUCUUUAAUGACCCCAUCCACGGACACAUUGAACUCCACCCUCUUCUGGUCAAAAUCAUAGACACACCUCAAUUCCAAAGACUGAGGAACAUCAAGCAGCUCGGAGGGGUCUACUACGUUUUCCCCGGAGCAUCUCAUAAUCGCUUCGAGCAUUCCAUUGGAGUUGGGUACCUGGCUGGAGAGCUUGUUAAAUCUCUGCAAAAGAAACAGCCUGGACUGAAGAUCGAUGAGAGGGACGUCCUCUGUGUGCAAAUCGCUGGCCUCUGCCAUGAUCUGGGACACGGACCUUUCUCUCAUCUGUUUGAUGGGAUGUUCAUUCCUAAAGCACGUCCAGAUUUGAAAGAGGACAAAAUAUGGACGCACGAGAAGGCAUCGCUAGACAUGUUAAACCAUCUGAUUGCUGUUAACAACCUGAAGCCGGUGAUGAAGAAGUACAAGCUGGUGCUGAAGAAGGACAUCACCUUCAUCGAGGAGCUGAUCUUUGGGAAAAGGACCGACCCUAGUGAUUCAACAAAAAAGUUGCCAUACGAAGGCCGUCCAGAGAAGCCUUACCUGUACGAGAUUGUAUCCAACAAAAGGAACGGCAUCGAUGUGGACAAAUUUGAUUACUUUGCAAGAGACUGCCAUCACCUGGGCAUCAAGAAUAACUUUGACCACGACCGCUUCAUCAAGUUUGCCAGGGUGUUUAAGGUGGACGGGGAGGAGCAAAUCUGUACCAGGGACAAGGAAGUGGGCAAUAUGUAUGACUUUUUCCACACAAGAAACUCUCUCCACAGAAGUGCUUACCAGCACAAAGUCAAAAACAUUGUGGAGAUCAUGAUCACAGAGGCCUUUUUAUUGGCAGACAAACACCUGAAAUUCGAGGGGAAGUUCACAUUGUCCACAGCUAUAGAUGACAUGGUGGCAUACACCAAGCUGACUGACAACGUCUUCGAACAGAUCUUCCUUCCUACCCCGUGGGAGCUGGAUGAGGCCAGGACAAAGGAGGAUCUGCAGGAUCUGAAUAAGGCCAGGGAGAUCCUAACGAACAUCCGCCGUCGCUGCCUCUUCAAGUGUGUGGGCCAGUUCUAUUCAGCAUAUCGAGCUGACAUCGAGGAUAUGCGUCUGCAUUUGCUAGAUGACCAGAAAAAUCCCCUGGCCAUUAAACUGUUGCCAGAACACCUCAAAGUUAUCAAGAUGGACUAUGGCAUGAAGACAGAGAAUCCCAUUGAUCUCGUCCGUUUUUACCGCAAGGGAGACAAGGAGGCCUUCAAGAUCUCCAGGGGCCAGGUGUCCACGCUCAUCCCAAGACACUUUCAGGAGUGGUUGCUACAGGUGUACUGUACGGAGACUGAUGAGAAGAUUCUGGCCAUGGCCAGGAAAGAAUUUGAAGUGUUGUGCCAAACUUGGACAAGCAAAAAGGUGCCCACGCCCAUCCCAGGAGAAUUUGAGGUUUGGUUACUACAGGUGUACAACGGUACUACGGGGACUGAUGAGAAGACCCAGAUGAUGGCCAGGGACUUCUAUGAACUUUGGCGCAAAACUUUGACAAGCGAAGAGAAAAGAGCUCCUUGAGAUGUGAACCCUCCGGAGCUGGAAGCCAAUGAAGGCCCAAAUCCAACUUCAAUUUUGAAAGAACCAAAAGAAACAAGAUUUUUCUGGCUGCUUUUUUGGAUAUUGGUAUGGGUAGGAAAUUUGAUGCCUAAAGUAGAUUUUUAAUAAUUACAAUCCACCAUUUUAACCAGAAAAUGUCCUAAAUCAAAGACACACUCCAAACAAGCUUAAACAACUUUUUUGUCUUCAAGUUCAGUUUCAUCACCAGCUGCACCAGCCAUCACCAGCUGCUGGUUUUGUUUUUGUUUCUUUGUUUCUCUUCAUUUAGAUAUGCAGUUUCUGUCCAUAGUUUACAUUUUAGCUUAAGGGGAAUGUAACGCUGAGACUUUUCAUGCAAGAACACUUUUUAGUGUUUCUGGAUUGAUUCGAUUUUUACAGAAAAGAUAGGGUAGGCAAAUUAUUUUCAAAGUAUUAUCUCUCAUAUUUCUUGAAAUUAUUUUUACAUGCCGACAGCAAUCAAUAAAUAAAAUGGUCGGACAGAAAAACAAGGAAAUCCGGUAUCUGUGGCGAUCACAAGCCUGUAAUAAGUCUGUCAAAUCAAUUCAUCACACUUGAAUGUGUAUUUGUUUGCAGUGGGUUUUAACUUCAUAUAUGUUCGCUGUACUGAUUUAGUCCCGGCAAUAAAUGGCCAGAAUCAAAGCAGACUACAGACACUAUAAUGAAUACAUAUAGUCUAAUCUUUGUUCAUGUUUUUUUUGUAAUGCGUUUAAUAUUCAUUUGGUUGAAGUAUUCUUUUUCAUUUUCAAAGUUUGAAUAUCUUCCUUAAUAAUAAUAAUAAUAAUAAUAAUAAUAAUAAUAAUAAUAGCAACAAUAAUAAUAAUUGUGGGUAGAUUCGUCCUUUGUUUGGGUUACUAAGGUAAACCUACCACAACGCUUGAUACAUUUUGUUCCCCGUGUGUGUGUGUGUGUGUUUGUGCGUGGGUUAAAUAUAUAUUCCGUCUACGUUCAUGUUUAGUGCUCUUUUCAAAGAUAUAUUAUGAUAUAAGGUUGUAUUUAGGGCCCAGGAAUAUUGUUUGAAUAUUGCUUGCUGUUCUGCUAAUAAGGUUAACUGAAAAGUAUAUUUUCAAAAGAUAGACAGAGGCUGGGGCAAAAAUUGUGAUAAAUGGUGAUGAAAAAAAUAAACGGCUUUG
Molecule: messenger RNA, 2911 nt
Organism: Gadus chalcogrammus (walleye pollock)
Lineage: Eukaryota; Metazoa; Chordata; Actinopteri; Gadiformes; Gadidae
Product: deoxynucleoside triphosphate triphosphohydrolase SAMHD1-like
Exons: 16
Coding region: 153-1742 (529 amino acids)
Biological process (GO): defense response to virus; dGTP catabolic process; regulation of innate immune response
Cellular component (GO): nucleus
Molecular function (GO): dGTPase activity
Source: RefSeq, a predicted model, not a curated record